UGAAACAAUGUUGUUCAUUAUUAUUGUAUUAAGUUUAACAUGUGUCGCAAUAAGUUGUUUUGUUCAAAAUUGUCGUUUGUUUUCCUCUCGAACAGUGAAACCGCUACCUGGACCAAUAAGAUUACCAUUUAUCGGUAGCACAUAUCAUUUUCUACAACGUUCCAAGGAUUUUUUAAAUAUUUGCACUAAGUUCACUGAAACUUAUCCAUCUCCAUUCCGAAUAUGGAUAGGCCCAAAAUUAAUCAUCGUAAUAUAUGAACCGGACCAAAUAAAGACUAUCUUACAAAACCGCCAUUGUUUGAAUAAAAGUUUACUGUAUAAAUUGCUAGAACCAAUGUUUGGCAUGGGAUUAGUGACAGCUCCUGCAUCUACAUGGAUUGAAAAUCGAAAAAUGAUAGCUCCAACUUUUAGUAUGAUCAUGUUGAAGGAAUUUUUUAAUACAUUCGUUCAAGAAUCUUUAAUACUUACUAAUGAUUUAGAAAAAAUUGCACAAAGUGGAAAGGAAAUUGUAUGUCUUGAAUAUCUACGCAGAUGUAUCUUAAAAAUUUCUUAUGGUAAGAUAAUAUACUUCAUUCUACUUUUAAAUUAU
Trachymyrmex cornetzi is the source of this 589-nucleotide messenger RNA. RefSeq names its product cytochrome P450 4C1-like. The record is from RefSeq and is a predicted model, not a curated record. The annotation marks the transcript as partial. The transcript has 4 exons. Gene Ontology annotation, molecular function: heme binding; iron ion binding; oxidoreductase activity, acting on paired donors, with incorporation or reduction of molecular oxygen. NCBI's taxonomy places the organism in Eukaryota, Metazoa, Arthropoda, Insecta, Hymenoptera, Formicidae.